GAUUAUCUAAGCUAUAAGGAGUACGAGAAAAUGAUGGUAGAACAGCUGGAGACCCAGAUUAUGGAGUUACAAUUCCUGGAAAAAUGCUUUGCAAAAAUGGAUGUCAAUGGGGACGGAACUAUCACGGCCAAAGAAAUUGCUAAGACGAUGGGUAUCUCAAGGUCAGACGCUGAUGAGCUGGUGAAGGAGGGUGAUAUGGACGGGGACGGGGAGCUCACGUUUGAUGAGUUUGUUUCCGUCUACAGAAAGAAGGAAAAUUAAGAAGAGGAAUCAAAAAGACAUAAUAUGGGCGAAUUCCUGUGUAC
This is a messenger RNA of Saccostrea echinata, 305 nucleotides long. RefSeq names its product squidulin-like. Gene Ontology annotation, molecular function: calcium ion binding. The coding region runs from base 31 to 261 and encodes 76 amino acids. The record is from RefSeq and is a predicted model, not a curated record. NCBI's taxonomy places the organism in Eukaryota, Metazoa, Mollusca, Bivalvia, Ostreida, Ostreidae. The transcript has 2 exons.